AUGGCGUCGCUCAGACCGUCGGUUGUCCUGCUCUACCUGCUCGCGCCUUUGCUCAAGUUCGGGGCAAUGAUGCUGCCAAAUAUUGGCCCGCCGAUUAAAUACACUGUUCCUUCGAUAUUCGUUUUUGCAACCGCUACGGCGUUAGCUCAGCAACUUUGGUACAUGUUGUCACGACACCUACGAAAGCAUAGCGUCGAAGAUAUCGUACCGGAGGUCUUUGCAAGGGGCAGAGGCAAGGAGAGGUCGCGGGAACAAUGGCGGCGUCUGUCCAGGUUCUGCGCAGGGGCUGUUCGGUUGCUAUUGUGCAUCUUGUAUUUCCACGCUGCUGUUGAAAGCGUAGUCCCCCUUGUACCACGGGCUCUUGUAAUAUCUCCUCAAUUGGUUAUCACAAUCCUUUUCGGCGCACCACUGCUGCCCUUGACUACCCCACGCUCGCUCUCUUCGCUCAGGACAAUAGCGGUUACUGGUCUAUCCACAUUGUCCUAUGUCGCUUGGUUUAUCUGCGUCGCCGUCGCACACGCGCAUGGUACACUUGAAACGUCCCAUAGUUGGAGCAACCUUUAUAAAUUAUGGCGGCCUCUCACUACAACGGCGUUUGCAUUCGCAUGCCCCAACUCGCUACAGUUGUAUUCUAACAUGAAGGGAACUACCGGUCGCUCCAAGACCUCCAACUACCGCUCAUUCAGCACACUGCUCCUACUAUCCUUGACCAUCGCUAUCAGCCUUACCCUGCCAUUAACAUUCUUCACCGCCCGUUGGAGACAUUCUUCGCCGCCCCCGCAUACGCAGGCCAUCGACAUAUUGCAGGCGAUCACUCUUCUCCUAGCGAUACCUCCGCUGAUCAUUACCAUGCCCCCAUUACCAGCUCCCGAUCGAUUCCGCCAUUUGACAAAUGUCUCGGUAUCGAAGAUUGUGAUGGUUUUUAUCGUCAUUGCGUCCUCCACCCUGCCCCUGGAUGUAUUGUCUGUCAUCGGCCAGGUGACCUUGGUCCUCGCACUACUCAGCACAUAUGUUCUACCAGCUUUCUUGCAUAUUGUUGUACAUAACUUCAAGCGCCCGCUCUCAAUCAUUGUACCCACACAUCCCUCUACACCAACCGCCCUCCACCAGCCCUCACACCCCGAACCAUCAUCUCCUAUUCUAGCAAAUGACGAGCUACUGCAGCGCAAAGAACGUUUGCUGCAGAAGCGACAGUUCCGGAAACGGCUAAUAUGGGACAUCGUAGCUUGGCUUUUGCUUGUCCCGCUAGGCGGGGGCGGAUUGACUUGGACCGUUGUUUUAUCUGUAUUUGUUCUAUCUGAUACCGCAGUUGCGUAG
Molecule: messenger RNA, 1317 nt
Organism: Pleurotus ostreatus (oyster mushroom)
Lineage: Eukaryota; Fungi; Basidiomycota; Agaricomycetes; Agaricales; Pleurotaceae
Exons: 6
Coding region: 1-1317 (438 amino acids)
Biological process (GO): amino acid transmembrane transport
Molecular function (GO): amino acid transmembrane transporter activity
Source: RefSeq, a predicted model, not a curated record